This is a messenger RNA of Armigeres subalbatus, 2121 nucleotides long. RefSeq lists its product as uncharacterized. Gene Ontology annotation, molecular function: nucleic acid binding. The record is from RefSeq and is a predicted model, not a curated record. NCBI's taxonomy places the organism in Eukaryota, Metazoa, Arthropoda, Insecta, Diptera, Culicidae. Bases 1 to 2121 code for a protein of 706 amino acids. The transcript has a single exon. Gene Ontology annotation, biological process: DNA integration.
AUGGCUGCUUACGCUGCAGCUGCUUAUUUUCGGAUUGUGGACCGUGGAACCGUUCGGUGUACUCUUGUAGCGUCCAAAACCAAAGUGGCGCCCCUUAAGCAACUGUCAGUGCCAAGGCUUGAGCUCCAAGCAGCUGUAAUCGGUACAAGGUUGAUGAAGACAAUUGCGUCAAGUCAUACCCUUCGGAUAAAAAGGAAAAUACUGUGGACUGAUUCUAACACCGUGUUAGCCUGGCUCAGAGCGGAUCAACGAAGGUUCCACCAGUUUGUGGCGUUCAGGGUAGGAGAGAUUUUGGAAUCCACCGACGUAAACGAUUGGAGGAAAGUACCCUCAAAAUGGAAUGUUUCCGACGAAGCAACAAAAUGGGGUAAUGGUCCAGAUGCCUCUGAAGAAUCCCGGUGGCUUCGUGGACCAUCGUUUCUCUACCAAGAUGAAGCAGAAUGGCCAGGUCAUAAGGAAGAAGAAUGGAGUACAGCAGAAGAAAUGCGGAAUAUAAUAACGAUCCAUCGAUGCAGCGUAACCGGAACGGUGCAGUUUGAGCGUUUUUCCAAAUGGGAACGAUUGGUGCAAGCCAUGGGAUAUGUUCGACGAUUCCUAAAUAACUGUCUUAGAAAGAGAAACAACUUGCCGUGCCUGACUUCAAAGAAUCUUUGCAGUAAAGAGUUGCAGGAAGCAGAGAUUAUGGUGUUGAAAUUGGUUCAACUUGAGGUCUACCCGCAAGAAUUUGCUGUGCUUGAAGCGCUGCAGAAAGAUUCGUCGCAUCAUCCGAAACAAAUCGAGAAGAAAAGCCGUAUCUACAAGUUGAAUCCUUUCAUCGGAGCAGAUGGAUUGAUCCGCAAGGACGGGCGAAUUGGUGCAGCUCCCGCAGUAGCAGAUGACGCAAAAUUUCCGGUGAUACUACCGAAAGACCACUACGUAACAAUGCUGAUUAUCGACGGAUAUCACCGAAAGUUUGCACACGCAAACAAUGAAACCAUCGUGAAUGAGCUCAGGCAACGAUUCCAUGUGUCGGAGAUAAGAGUAGCUGUGGGGAAAGUAGCGAAGUCCUGUACAUUGUGUAAGGUACGCAAAGCGGUUCCACGACCACCUCGUAUGGGCCCUCUCCCGGAAGCACGUUUAACUCCCUAUAUCAGGGCGUUCACUUUUACCGGGUUGGACUACUUCGGUCCCGUAACUGUACGAGUAGGGCGCACGAACGUGAAGAGAUGGGCAGCAUUAUUUACCUGCCUCACAACAAGGGCAAUUCACCUUGAGGUAGCCUUUACGUUGUCGACCGAAUCAUGCAAACUUGCCAUUCGUCGGUUUAUAGCUCGCCGUGGUGCACCGUUGGAGAUAUACUCUGAUCAAGGACUAAAUUUCCAAGGAGCAAGGAAGGAGUUGCGCGAAGAAAUUCGAAAGCUGAAUCAAGAGUUGGCUUCAACCUUCACAAACGCAGCCACACAGUGGAAGAUGAAUCCGCCUUAUGCUCCUCAUAUGGGAGGUAUAUGGGAGCGGUUAGUACGCUCAGUGAAACUGGCAUUGGCAGCCAUGGAGACAUCGAGAAACCCUGAUGAUGAAACCUUUCAAACCGCAUUGACAGAAGCUGAAUCCAUCGUAAACACACGGCCGCUUACAUAUCUACCCUUGGAUUCCGCAGAGAGUGAAGCGCUGACACCUAAUCAUUUCCUGCUUCUUAGCUCGAAUGGAGUAUGCCAGCCAGUCGCUAAUCCGGUCGAAGUGAAGUCCACGCUUCGUGCCAACUGGAACCAUGUGCGCGUAAUGCUGGACCGUUUUUGGACAAGAUGGGUUACCGAGUAUCUACCGGUCAUUGCAAGGCAGUCGAAGUGGUUCGGGGAAACUAAGCCCGUACGAGUGGGAGAUUUGGUGAUAGUGGUGGAUGAGGCAAGAAGGAACAGCUGGGAACGAGGAGUAGUUGUGAAGGUGAACCUUGGAAAAGACGGGCGCAUACGGAGCGCGGAUGUGAAAUCGAAGGCAGGCGUAUUUCUUCGUCCAGUAACUAAGCUGGCGGUCUUGGACGUGCUAGAUGAAGAUUGUAUGGCUGAAGACAGAACUUCAAGCAAUACGGGUCCGGGUAUGUGCACAACGAUUCAAGACCCCUCGCCAUCAGCUAAAACCGUUUAG